This is a messenger RNA of Dunckerocampus dactyliophorus (ringed pipefish), 5924 nucleotides long. RefSeq names its product calpain-5-like. The transcript has 13 exons. Gene Ontology annotation, molecular function: calcium-dependent cysteine-type endopeptidase activity. The coding region runs from base 1660 to 3591 and encodes 643 amino acids. NCBI's taxonomy places the organism in Eukaryota, Metazoa, Chordata, Actinopteri, Syngnathiformes, Syngnathidae. Gene Ontology annotation, biological process: proteolysis. The record is from RefSeq and is a predicted model, not a curated record. Gene Ontology annotation, cellular component: cytoplasm.
AACAUAUUGUUUUGAGAAGCCAAAGUCUUUACUUAAUUGUCCCCAGCAUUAAGCGGAACGAUGUUCUUCAUCACCAAAAUCCUAUUAGCUUGCUACUUCAUAAAAGCAGGAAACGACUUCAUGACGCUAACCAAGGUUCCACUGUAACAAUGAAUAAAAGUCAAUCUUGCACCAAAUCACUGACCAAUCUCAGGGCAAAUGUAUUUUCUAUACAGUACAAGCAUAUUAUUAUUAGAACUGUCAAAUGAUUUUAAAAAGUAAUCAUUUUAAUCACAGUUUUUAAAUUAAUUAAUCAUGAUUAAUCACCAUUAGCAACCAUGUCUUAAAUAUGCCCAUUUUUUUACAGUAAUUAACAAAAAGGUAAAUGACAGGACAGGAUUAUAUAUAUUUGCAUGUUUUAACAGCUCCAAAUGAACUGAAUAUGUCAAUCAAGCUAAAAGAUACCACACAAGUCUACACAUUUGUCUAACACUAGUCUCUUUAAUAGUAGCAGAACAUUAGUAUCACACUUUAAACAGUGUUAUUAUGAGCAAUGUGGGGUUGCGUUCAAAGAAUCACGUAAUUUAACGUAAAUGUAGUUGUUUUCAGUGUAUUUUCCAGCAUACUUAAAUGUACCAAAUUGUACAUCCAAAUUAAGAGUUCCGAAGUGAGUGAUAAGAAUAUCCAUUUCAUGCUUUUCUUUAUCUUCCUGUUUACUGACACACACACACGUUUUUGUGAUGUUUGGAGUGUCCCUGAAUGCAUCUCGCAUUCUUGUAAUGAGAAUGAGGAAGUGUCGUUCCCAAGAUGAACGGACUAGAGACGUGAGUGAGUUGGACAUACAAACAGUACAGCAUAUGCUGUUGAUGUGUUCAGGUCAUAAUGAAGUUAUAAAAGAGCGUCAGACUGUGUGUGACUGUGUAGGGACGCUCCACUGUGCUUCCGUCUGCCGUCAUAACAGAGGGGUGUGCUUCCUCUGGUGCGCAAGCGUUAAUUACACAAAAAAAAUGUAACGUAAUCAAUUAAAUAAAUUAGGUACCGCCGUUUACGUGUUAUUUUUGACAGCCCUAAUUAUAAUUUAAGCAUUUUACAUUUGUUUUCGAGAAGCAGACAUUUUUUUGUCGUUAGGGAUAAAUGACAUCUUAAGGGUAAAAUUCGAACAACAUAUUUAAUGUUUCACGUGUACCUAAAGAAGUAGUUGAGAAUGCGUUUUUGGAAAUCUGUUUCUAUCACUUUUACACGUGCACAGAACAACAAUGAUGCAUUUACGGCCCUCUGUGAACACCUUCUCAAAAAUAACCUGCAUGAUCACACUACCCUGGAACUCCAAACGCGAUAACACACACACUUGGCACGCAAACACACACGGUGUCCUGUGCCACACAAGUGCCCCCCUCCCCCUCCCCUGGGAUUGUGUCCAUUAUGAAACCAUUAUCAUCUGGGUCGUCUGAGUGAGUGGUUUCCCAUAAAUGCUGUAGAUUAAAACAAUAUGAGAGGAAGGCUACGUAUAAGAGGAGGAGGAUAUAGUUUGGAAAACAGGCAGGGUGUGGCUUCAACAAUGCAGUGCCGCCGUGUGGGAGGGGAAACACAGGCAGGUAAAAACACUCAAGAGCUUCCUCAUUGUGGAGCAAGAAGAUAUACGUCCCUGUGAGAAAGUUGCGAGUCUUCUAGCAGUGGACCAUGUUCUCCUCUGCGACCCCCUACAAGAACCAGCAUUACGCUGAGCUCAAGAAGGACUGCAUCAAGAGUAAAAAACUCUUUGAGGAUUCAGAGUUUCCAGCCACAGAUUCAUCCCUGUAUUUUCGGAAAGCACCACCUGGUAUUGUACAAUGGAAACGUCCUGGGGAGAUCAGCUCUGAUCCUCACCUGUUUGUGGAGGGUGUCAGCUCGCAUGACUUGAACCAAGGCUCAGUGGGGAACUGCUGGUUUGUGGCCGCCUGCUCAUGUCUGGCCCUGAAGCCUAACCUGUGGAAGAAGGUAAUUCCAGACUGGAAGGAGCAGGAGUGGGACUCCAAACACCCAGAGGACUACGCCGGAAUCUUUCACUUUCAGUUUUGGGUGUUUGGUGAGUGGGUGGAUGUGGUGGUGGAUGACCGCCUUCCUACAAUCAAUGGAGAACUCAUCUACUGCCACUCCAAAGACAACAACGAAUAUUGGAGUGCUCUGCUGGAGAAAGCCUACGCCAAGCUCUCUGGCUGCUAUGAGUCACUGGAGGGGGGCAACACUGGAGACGCUGUGGUGGAUUUCAGUGGCGCUGUGUCUGAGGCCAUCAACCUGGAGGCAGAGGCUUACUACAAGGACCAGAAGAAGCUAGACCAUCUCUUUGAAGACCUACUGAAGGUGUACGACCGAGGUGGCAUCAUAAGUUGCUCCAUUAAGGCACAAGCUCACGAAAUUGAGUUCAAGAUGGCUAACGGGCUGGUGAAAGGUCAUGCGUACUCUGUGACGGCGGUGAAGAGGGUGCGCCUGGGUCACGGGUUGAUAGCCUACUUCAAGAACGAAACCAUCCCUAUGAUCCGCAUGAGGAAUCCCUGGGGAAAGACUGAGUGGAAUGGAGCCUGGAGUGACAGUUCUGAGGAAUGGUCAAAGGUUGGCGACACAGAAAGGGGCAACCUUGGCAUCACAGUAGAGGAUGAUGGCGAGUUCUGGAUGUCUUUCACAGACUGGUGCAAGUAUUUUACAGAUGCCGACGUGUGCCGUCUCAUCAAUACGUCCGUGAUGAGCUUCCAUAAGACCUGGCAUGAGGUCAUGCACUUUGGGAGCUGGACCAAGCAAGCGGAGCCUCUCUUGAACCGCUGUGGCGGCUGCGCUAACCAUAAGCAGACCUUCCUGCAGAACCCACAGUACAUGUUUGAUGUCACAAAGGAGACCGAUGAGGUCCUCAUCUCCUUACAACAGCGAGAUAUGAAGAUCCACAGGAAAAUCGGACAAGGGGAAAAUCUCACAAUUGGCUUCAGCGUCUUCAAGGUGGAACUGAACAGGAAGUACAGGCUACACGACAUCCUGACCCAGAGGUGCGUGGAGACGUCCACGUACAUAAACGCCCGCACGGUCUUCAUGCGUUGCAUGCUGCAGCAGGGCCGCUAUGUCAUCCUGCCCACCACCUUCAAGCCUCACACUCUGGGGGACUACAUGAUCCGGGUCUUCACCGACUUGGACUCGGACUGUAGGGAGCUGAUCGAGGAUAAACCCAGGGUAAGAUGCUGGAGUUCCUUUUUUGGAUAUCCACAAGCCGUGAGCCACGUGUACGUCCAUGCUGCUGAGGGCUUGCAGAACCAGGACAGUACAGGCAGCGCAGACCCUUAUGUGAUCAUCAGCUGCGAGGGCCGCUCCGUGAAGUCCACCGUCCAGAAGGAGACUUUAACACCAGAGUUUGCAACCAGUGGUAUUUUCUACAGGAAGAAGCCAAGGAAGCCUAUAACUGUGCAGAUCUGGAACAGUAACGCAGUGCAGGACCAGUUCAUGGGCCAAGUGAUGCUGUCUGCUUCAGUGAAGGACACUGCCGAUCCUCAGAGGCUCCAGCUGAGGAAACAAGGCCGCAACAUGGCCGACGAGAUGCCGGGGAGCGUCACUCUGAGGAUCGUUACCUCCUCUCAGCUCACCGCCAUGUGAGGCUCGCCAAACAAGCUCAACUGUGAAACUAUGUGACGACAACGUGCCAUCAUCUAAAGACAAUGAUUUGUAAAGUAGCCAAUAUUGCACACGUUUUAUCCUUCUUUACAUCGUCUAUCAUGAGUAACUUAUGACAUUUUUUAUAGUAAUGUGGCUGGCAAAUGUAUUACACAAAUAUAACGUGAGUAAGGCUACAUUAUGAUGUAGUCAAAGUCAUUUACACUCGCCAGACAACAUUAGGUACACCUGCAUCCAAUAGAUACUGAAUUAUUGCUUCCUAUUUUUAACAAUUUUGUAGUUUGUAGUUUGCAGCGGUGUGCAAGUGCACUGCGUCAUACUGAGAGCUAAUAUUUGUUCCCACAAUUAUAUUGAAUACCUCAAAACCAAGCAUUGUUACCUUACAAUUUUUUAUACAGAGCUUUUAUUGUCAUUACAUUUGCAGGUGUGCCUAAUGAAGCGUACCUGAGUGUAUAUCCUGCAGCUAUACAGUUUAAAAUAGGGACGCUCUGCUCCAUCGACCACCAAUCAACAUCGGCUGAUUUCCAUAAAAAACAUGCGAUCUGCAUAUGCCGAUGAACGCCUUUCAAAGUCGAUCACAAAAACCAUCGGCGCGCGGUAGCAACUCCUACGUCUGCUGUGUCACACAGGGAUGCCAACAAAACGAUGCGUCUUGUAUUGAGCUUGCCACAGGCUACGCCAAUCGAUGCCAGCGUGUUCGAUCUUGCGUCUUUGUUUACACGCUUUGCCUAGCUGUCACUGGCUGUGCUUUACAUUGGCGGCAGCUAGCUCGUUAGCUAGUUAUCCGCCUAGGGUCUGGUCUUCGGACUCCAAAUGUGACUUUUUACCACAGUGACAUUUUGUUUUUAAAACAAACAAGCAAUGCAGUUAGUUUGGAGCUUGUUUUUGUCCGACGGGAAAGCCACAAGUGGAUAUCACGAUUAUGGGAUACAUACUAUUAUACUAAUUAUAUCUUGUCCUCAAAACACUAUUUGUGUGUGGUUGUUUAAUGAACAUAAACACAGGAGUGUGUCCAGCCUUAUGAUGGUGACGCUAUCACAGGGGUCUCCUAGCUCACCAGCUGAUUUUCAGUAGCUCAAGCGUGUCUCACUUUAUUUCUCCGAAAGGCAUUUGUAGGAGAAAUGAAUGAAUGAGAAACAUUUUCAGACAAAAGAGAAACUAAAAUGAGGCUGAGAUGAGAAUGUCAAAAUUGUCUUUUGCAAAAGAGCAAGCUUUGAGCAGUGAAAUGCUCCUCUGAGUCACCAAAGGGUCGAAGAAUAUAUGCUUCAACUCUUAGUAGUUGUUUUUAUUAUGACUGUUGAAUUCAGACUUAAUGCGUUUAUGUAAUGACAAAUGACCACAAAAUAGUAUAAAGCUCGGUAAAUAGUGUACAAUUUAAAUGUUAUAGUAACAGUCAUAAAUAAAACAGACUUGACAGCUCAAAUAGUGAUUAAAGUGGGAUACCCCCGCAACAUGGGACACUGAAUUUACAAAAGGCAUCUGAAGGUAUUCAUAACGGUAUUAUAAACACGCAAAUUAAGGGCCGCACGGUUAGCAUGUUGGCCACACAGUCAGGAGAUCGGGAAGACCUGGGUUCCAAUCUCAGCUUGGACAUCUCUGUGUGGAGUUUGCAUGUUCUCCCCGUGCGUGGUUGUUCUCCGGGUACUCCGGUUUCCUCCCACGUUCCAAAAACAUGCAUGUUAGGUUCAUUGGCGACUCUAAAUUGUCCACAGGUAUGAAUGUGAGUGUGAAUGUCUAUAUGUGCCCCUGCGAUUGGCGGGCGAGCGGUCCAUGGCGUACAGUACACCACCUCUCGCCCGAAGUCAGCUGGGAUAGGCUCCAGCAUACCCCUGCGGCCCUAAUUAGGAUAAGCGGCAUAGAAAAUGAUGGCAUCACAUUAAUUAAAUUCAGGUUUGUGUCAAAUAGCACAAAAAUUGUUUCGCACAAAUAAAGGCAAAAAGACAUUUUUUAAUCAUGACUACUUGCCAGGGGGCCUUGGAAUUGUCUAACGGUGCUUAACAGCACCGCUGGCCAAUACCACUCAUAAUAGAAAAAUGUACAGUUAAUCCAUGCGAUUGGUAUCGGCCGUUCUCACUCAUGGAUGAUCGGAAUCGGGAACAUAAAACCCGAUCGGAGCAUCUGUAGUUUAAACAGGUAACCGUGACGCAUUACAGCAAAUCUUGUUUCCUCUUUUUAUUUCAGUCCAGUUCCCAAAUUGCAAUAUUUUUUUUUUACACUCAAGACACAGCCAUGCACAAUUCAAAGUUCAAAAAGUCUAUUGCUUCAACCACAAUUAAAAAUAGUUUAUCCAAAACCUCAUUUCCCCAUCGCUCAUU